Messenger RNA from Phaedon cochleariae (mustard beetle), 850 nucleotides. Lineage: Eukaryota; Metazoa; Arthropoda; Insecta; Coleoptera; Chrysomelidae. The record is from the annotation of a GenBank genome assembly.
AUUCGAUAACAUAUUUGUAUAAAUAAUAAUCCAACGAUGGAAAUUUUAUUGAUUGUUCCAGAGUCUUUGGUGAUAGUUUAAAAUGUUCAUAGCAAAAGUUGAGGAGGACAUCAAGGAGGAGGAUUGGGAGGACAUCAGGGAGGUGGUUUGGGAGGUGGACAUCAAGCAGGAGGAUUGGGAGGACAUCAGGGAGGUGGUUUGGGAGGUGGACAUCAAGCAGGAGGAUUGGGAGGACAUCAGGGAGGUGGUUUGGGAGGUGGGCAUCAAGGAGGAGGAUUGGGAGGACAUCAGGGAGGUGGUUUGGGAGGUGGGCAUCAAGGAGGAGGAUUGGGAGGACAUCAGGGUGGUGGUUUGGGAGGUGGGCAUCAAGGAGGGGGAUUGGGAGGACAUCAGGGAGGUGGUUUGGGAGGUGGGCAUCAAGGAGGAGGAUUGGGAGGACAUCAGGGAGGUGGUUUGGGUGGUGGGCAUCAAGCAGGAGGAUUGGGAGGACAUCAGGGAGGAGGAUUGGGAGGACAUCAGGGAGGUGGUUUGGGAGGUGGACAUCAAGGAGGAGGGCUGGGAGGACAUCAGGGAGGUGGUUUGGGAGGUGGGCAUCAAGGAGGCGGAUUGGGAGGACAUCAGGGAGGUGGACAUCAAGAAGUGUUAUGCUUGGUGGCAAUGCUGCUCGUCCAAAGCACCUUGGUGUCCUCGUCUAGGGACGCUGGGCCGCAUGGGGCUAACAGAGGAAGCUCUGGGAGCAGAUCGGGAGGCAGCGGGAGUAGAGGUGGCGCCAGCAGUGGGGGACAGAGUGGGGGAGCGACUGGACAUAGCGGGGGGAAUUUUGGAAACGGGAGGUUGGCGUGAUUUUUAG